This is a messenger RNA of Ochotona curzoniae (black-lipped pika), 3676 nucleotides long. It is a transcript of the gene BRD1, whose product is annotated as bromodomain containing 1. Gene Ontology annotation, biological process: regulation of transcription by RNA polymerase II. The transcript has 13 exons. Gene Ontology annotation, cellular component: MOZ/MORF histone acetyltransferase complex. The record is from RefSeq and is a predicted model, not a curated record. NCBI's taxonomy places the organism in Eukaryota, Metazoa, Chordata, Mammalia, Lagomorpha, Ochotonidae. Gene Ontology annotation, molecular function: protein binding. The coding region runs from base 47 to 3220 and encodes 1057 amino acids.
CGCCGGGCUCCCGCGGCCGCGGCGCCCCGGAGGUAAUCAUUGCCAAAUGAGGAGGAAAGGACGAUGCCACCGAGGCUCUGCAGCGAGGCACCCGUCCUCCCCGUGCAGUGUUAAGCACUCCCCGACGCGCGAGACGCUGACCUACGCGCAGGCGCAGAGGAUGGUGGAGAUCGAGAUCGAGGGGCGCUUGCACAGGAUCAGUAUCUUCGAUCCCCUUGAGAUCAUACUAGAGGAUGACCUCACCGCGCAGGAGAUGAGCGAGUGCAACAGCAACAAGGAGAACCGCGAGCGGCCGCCGGUGUGCCUGAGGAGUAAGCGGCACAAGAACAGCCGCGUCAAGAAGAAGCACGAGGCGCUGGUCAGCAGCCAUGGCGCGCCGGCCUCGGCCAGCGCCCUGCCCGAGCCCAAGGUGCGCAUCGUGGAGUACAGCCCCCCGUCCGCGCCCCGGAGGCCCCCCGGGUACUACAAGUUCAUCGAGAAGUCGGCGGAGGAGCUGGACAACGAGGUGGAGUACGACAUGGACGAGGAGGACUACGCCUGGCUGGAGAUCGUCAACGAGAAGCGCAAGGGCGACUGCGUCUCGGCCGUGUCGCAGAGCAUGUUCGAGUUCCUGAUGGACCGCUUCGAGAAGGAGUCGUACUGCGAGAACCAGAAGCAGGGGGAGCAGCAGUCGCUCGUGGACGAGGACGCCGUGUGCUGCGUGUGCAUGGACGGCGAGUGCCAGGACAGCAACGCCAUCCUCUUCUGUGACCUCUGCAACCUGGCCGUGCACCAGGAGUGCUACGGCGUGCCCUACAUCCCCGAGGGCCAGUGGCUCUGCCGCCACUGCCUGCAGGCCCGCACCCGGCCCGCGGACUGCGUCCUGUGUCCCAACAAGGGCGGCGCCUUCAAAAAGACGGACGACGGCCGUUGGGGCCACGUGGUGUGCGCCCUGUGGAUCCCGGAGGUGGGCUUCGCCAACACGGUCUUCAUCGAGCCCAUCGACGGGGUGAGGAGCAUCCCCCCUGCCCGCUGGAAGCUGACGUGCUACCUCUGCAAGCAGAAGGGCGUGGGCGCCUGCAUCCAGUGCCACAAGGCCAACUGCUACACGGCCUUCCACGUGACGUGCGCGCAGAAGGCCGGCCUCUACAUGAAGAUGGAGCCCGUGAAGGAGCUCGCGGGCGGGACCACCACCUUCUCCGUGAGGAAGACUGCCUACUGCGACGUGCACACCCCUCCAGGCUGCACCCGCAGGCCUCUCAACAUUUACGGGGACGUGGAGGUAAAGAACGGGCUCUGUCGCAAAGAGGCCUCCGUGAAAGCCGUCAGGUCCUCGUCCAAGGUCAGGAAGAAGGCCAAGAAGUCCAAGAAGGCCCUGGCGGAGCCCUGUGCGGCGGGCCUCCCGACCGUGUGCGCCCCGUACAUUCCCCCCCAGAGACUGAACAGGAUUGCAAACCAGGUGGCCAUUCAACGAAAGAAGCAGUUUGUGGAGCGAGCCCACAGCUACUGGCUGCUCAAGAGGCUGUCCAGAAACGGCGCCCCCUUGUUGCGGCGGCUGCAGUCCAGCCUGCAGUCCCAGAGGAGCACACAGCAGAGAGAAAACGAUGAGGAAAUGAAAGCUGCCAAAGAGAAGCUCAAGUACUGGCAGCGGCUGCGCCAUGACCUGGAGCGUGCCCGCCUGCUGAUUGAGCUGCUACGCAAGCGGGAGAAGCUGAAGCGCGAGCAGGUGAAGGUGGAGCAGAUGGCCCUGGAGCUGCGGCUGACCCCGCUCACGGUGCUGCUGCGCUCCGUCCUGGACCAGCUGCAGGAGAAAGACCCUGCGAGGAUUUUUGCACAGCCCGUGAGUCUGAAGGAGGUGCCAGAUUAUUUGGAUCACAUUAAACAUCCCAUGGACUUUGCCACAAUGAGGAAGCGGUUAGAAGCCCAAGGGUAUAAAAACCUCCAUGAGUUUGAGGAGGAUUUUAAUCUCAUUGUAGAUAACUGCAUGAAGUACAAUGCCAAGGACACCGUGUUCUAUAGAGCCGCAGUGAGGCUGCGCGAUCAGGGAGGUGCUGUCCUGAGGCAGGCCCGGCGUGAGGUGGACAGCAUCGGCUUGGAGGAGGCCUCGGGAAUGCACCUGCCUGAGCGGCCUGUGGCGGCCCCUCGGCGGCCUUUCUCCUGGGAAGACGUGGACAGGUUGCUGGACCCGGCCAGUAGGGCCCACAUGGGCCUGGAGGAGCAGCUGAGGGAGCUGCUGGAGAAACUUGACCUCACUUGUGCUAUGAAGUCCAGCGGCUCACGGAGUAAACGGGCAAAGCUACUGAAAAGAGAGAUUGCGCUCCUUCGAAACAAGCUGAGUCAGCAGCCCAGCGAGCCCCCUGCGCCGGGGCCGGGGCCGGGGCCUGGAGGCCCAGAAGAGGACACCGCUGGCCCAGGGCAGGAGCCAGGGGACGAAGUCCUUCCGAGGUUGGAGACUCUUCUGCAGCCAAGAAAAAGGUCGCGGAGCACCUGCGGAGACUCCGAGGUGGAGGAGGAGUCCCCGGGGAAGCGUCUGGACGCGGGUCUCACCAAUGGCUUUGGGGGCUCCAGGAGUGAGCAGGAGCCAGGCAAGAAAGCCGCUCCCCGGCGGCGCUGUGCCUCUGAGUCAAGCAUCUCGUCCGGCAGCAGCCCGCUCUGCGAGUCCAGCUUCAGUGUGCCCAAGUGUGGGCGCGGCAAGCCUGCCCUGGUGCGGAGGCACACGCUGGAGGACCGCAGUGAGCUCAUCUCGUGUAUCGAGAAUGGCAACUAUGCCAAGGCAGCCAGGAUUGCGGCUGAAGUGGGUCAGAACAGCAUGUGGAUAUCCACGGAAGCUGCAGCCUCUGUCCUGGAGCCUCUGAAGGUGGUGUGGGCCAAGUGCAGCGGCUACCCCUCCUACCCGGCCCUGAUAAUUGACCCCAAGAUGCCACGUGUGCCUGGCCACCACAAUGGUGUUACCAUCCCAGCGCCCCCCCUGGACGUGCUGAAGAUCGGGGAACACAUGCAGACCAAGUCGGACGAGAAGCUGUUUCUGGUUCUGUUCUUUGAUAAUAAGAGGAGCUGGCAGUGGCUUCCGAAAUCCAAAAUGGUUCCGCUCGGCAUCGACGAGACCAUCGAUAAGCUCAAGAUGAUGGAAGGGCGGAACUCGAGCAUCCGCAAGGCCGUGCGCGUCGCCUUUGACCGGGCCAUGAACCACCUGAGCCGCGUGCACGGGGAGCCGGCCAGCGACCUCAGCGACAUCGACUGAGCUGCCCGCCCGUGCCGGCCGCGGGCCCUGUCCAUAGUGUUCAUACGCUGUACAGACUUGUAUAUUGUUCAAAACUUAACUUAUUCUGAUUUUUAGUCAUAGUUCUUUAAUUCUUUUUCCCCGGGGAAGGGGGAGGUUUUGGUUCCAAGUUUUGUACGCUCCACCUGGGCCACGCCUCGCGCGUGGGCGCUACCUGCCGGCUGUGCCCUGGCCUCGCUCGCUUUGAUCUGUAGCUUUUUUAAAAAAAGACUUUUGAAUGUUUAGUAAUUUUGUAAAUUCUACUCUUUACACAGAGUACCACUUAUUUAAUAAGAUGGGAUGUAAAUUUAUGAUGAUAAAUGUGUAUUUUAGGAAGAAAAUGACAUUAUUUUGAAUGGUACUUUGUGCAAAGAGGUGCAACGCCGGCGUGUGCGGCCUGGGCCCUGGGGUGGGCAGCUGCCCCCUCCACUUCCCCCC